Molecule: messenger RNA, 133 nt
Organism: Racocetra persica
Lineage: Eukaryota; Fungi; Glomeromycota; Glomeromycetes; Diversisporales; Gigasporaceae
Source: the annotation of a GenBank genome assembly
CUUCGACAAACCAAUGUGGUUACAUAUUCUGUUAAUACUUCUGAUCACUAUCUAAUAAAACAACAUGCAUAUAGAGCAUCACCAAAAGAAUAUGAACAUAUUAAAAAAGAAAUAAAGUCUAUAGAAAAAGAAG